Messenger RNA from Seriola dumerili (greater amberjack), 818 nucleotides. It is a transcript of the gene tppp2, whose product is annotated as tubulin polymerization-promoting protein family member 3-like. The transcript is spliced from 4 exons. Gene Ontology annotation, cellular component: microtubule. Bases 129 to 665 code for a protein of 178 amino acids. NCBI's taxonomy places the organism in Eukaryota, Metazoa, Chordata, Actinopteri, Carangiformes, Carangidae. Gene Ontology annotation, biological process: positive regulation of protein polymerization; microtubule bundle formation; microtubule polymerization. The record is from RefSeq and is a predicted model, not a curated record. Gene Ontology annotation, molecular function: tubulin binding.
CGGAAGGAGGAGAGCCAGACGAGAAACAAGAAGAAAGAGGAGGAGUAGGACGAAGAAAUCGAGCACCUGUACACGAAUCAGGAUUUUUUGGAAUAUUUUCAAAGCAUCCUUCCAUUUACAGCAGCAGCAUGGCUGAGGGCUCAGUGUCUGUGGCGGAGGUGGAGACCUGCUUCCAGAAGUUUGCAGUCCAUGGGGACACCAAGGCCACAGGGAAGGAAAUGAAUGGCAAGAACUUUGCUAAGCUCUGCAAGGACUGCCACAUCAUCGAUGGCAAGAACGUCACCACCACCGAUGUUGACAUAGUUUUCAGCAAAGUCAAGGCAAAGUCAGUUCGUGUAAUCACAUUUGAGCAGUUCAACCAAGCCCUUACUGAGUUGGCUCCAAAACGUUUUAAAGGCAAAAGCAAGGAGGAGGCACUGCAGCAGCUCUAUGGCCUCAUUGUUGGGAAGGAGCCAUCCAACGUCGGAAUCACUAGAGUGGCAAAGGCAGCAGCAGUGGAUAGACUGACUGAUACCACCAAGUACACUGGAUCACACAAGGAGCGGUUCGAUGACUCUGGCAAAGGAAAAGGGAAGGCCGGGCGUGAGGACAUCCCAGAUACCAGUGGUUAUGUGUCAGCUUACAAGGGCAGCGGCAGUUAUGAUGAAAAAGUGAAAGAAGCAUAAUCCUGAUGACAGAUUAUGAAAACCUCAACCUAAAUCAGGGGUAUUAAAAAAAGAACAAAUAUUCAUUGGCUACUCUAUUUUUGAAGACAAAAGAAAAUAUAUGUACUGUGGGCCUAUUAAUAACAUUCUGAAAACAAGUCAACAACAAAAAAA